Messenger RNA from Dujonia railenensis, 2364 nucleotides. Lineage: Eukaryota; Fungi; Ascomycota; Pichiomycetes; Serinales; Debaryomycetaceae. The record is from the annotation of a GenBank genome assembly.
AUGUAUAGACAUCUUUUCAGAGCAAAACAAUCCGCUUACAGAAGAAUGUCAUCCAGUACCGCCAAAAAACCUUCUGUUCAACAGCCAGAAUGGUUUCCUCCAACCAAGAAGUCCAAUGAAGCUGGAGUCUUGAAACUUUACAACUCGUUAACCAGAACUAAGACCGAGUUUGUCCCAUUGGUCCCUAACCACAUCACCUGGUAUUCGUGUGGUCCAACUGUCUACACCCACUCCCACAUGGGGCAUGCCAGAAACUACGUUUCCACAGAUAUCAACAGGAGAAUUUUACAAGACUACUUUGGGUACAACGUUCAGUUUGUUCAAAAUGUCACCGACAUUGAUGACAAGAUUAUCAUAGCGGCGCGUCAUGAGCAUUUGUUUGAGAGCGAGAUUGUAAACAAGUAUGAAGGUGGAGUUACUUCAGAAUUGGUAGACUUGGUUAAGACCGCCUUGUCUUUGUAUAUCAGUAAGAACUUGCCAGAGUUCAAAUCGAGCUCAGAGGAUAACUCUGGUUUCCUUGAAUGGACUAAGUCAAUUGAUAUUCAGGCGCAAGCUGUUACCAUCCCCAAGUUUCCAAUGUAUGUUAAGGCUGCUUCUGAUGCCCAAUUAGCUUUAGACAAUGUUCAAUCUAUUGAGACUGCUGACUUCUUCAAAUCCGUCAAAGAUGUUACCACGCCACACUUGGAUUCCAAAUUUGGCUCUGAAAUCAACGACCCAUCGAUCUUUAGAAAGUUACCAAGAUACUGGGAAAAUCAAUUUAAUGAAGAUAUGAGUAAAUUGAACGUGCUACCUGCAACAAUUACUACCAGAGUAUCGGAAUACAUCCCUGAUAUCAUUGAGUUUGUUGAAAAGAUUAUUGCCAAUGGAUACGCCUAUGCUACUAACGAUGGCUCUGUUUACUUUGAUACCAACAAGUUUGAAAACUCUUCAGACCAUGCCUAUGCCAAAUUACAACCAUGGAACAAGGGUGACAUGUCAUUAAUUAACGAAGGAGAAGGUUCUUUGACUGGAGGGCAAGAAACCAAGAAAAACCCUGCUGAUUUUGCUGUAUGGAAGGCAUCCAAGCCAGGUGAACCAAUGUGGACCUCCCCAUGGGGCCAAGGUAGACCAGGAUGGCAUAUUGAAUGUUCUGUUAUGGCUUCUGAUAUCGUUGGCGAAACUAUGGAUAUUCACUCUGGUGGAGUGGAUUUGUGUUUCCCACAUCAUGAUAACGAAUUGGCCCAGUCUGAAGCUCAUUUUAACAAUAAGCAAUGGGUCAAUUAUUUCUUACAUAACGGUCAUCUUCAUAUACAAGGUCAAAAGAUGUCUAAAUCCUUAAAAAAUUUUAUUACCAUUGAGGAGGCUCUUGAGAAGUUUAAUGCAAGACAAUUAAGAUUGGUCUUUGCAAUGAAUGCUUGGGAAAAGACUAUUGAUUUUAAGGAUAGUUUUGUCAAGGAAGUUAAGGCAUAUGAGUCUACAUUAUCUAAAUUAUUUACCACGAUCCGUGCCUUGAAUAAUGAUUACAAAUACGAACUGAGCUUACCAGGUUCAUUUAUUAGCAAAAGAGUUGGGCCAACAGAAAAACAAUUGUACAAAGAUUUAGCAUCCACUCAGAGUGAAGUUCAUGACGCAUUAUGUGAUAAUUUAUCGACUCCACAAGCAUUGAGAUCAAUUCAAGAAUUGGUAUCUAAAACUAACAACUAUAUUCAACAGACUAGUACGGGUAAAGUCGACUUAAGAAUAGAGCCCUUGUUGGCUAUAAGUAAUUGGAUUACCAAAUUUUUAAACAUUUUAGGGUUCGAAACAAGAUCUGAUGGCCUUGGAUGGUUAGAUGCUGAAGAAUUAUCGGGUAUCGCUGAAACUGGGAACGGUUCAAGUUCUGUUGAAGAAAUUGCCAUGCCAUAUGUGAAGGCGUUAUCCAACUUCCGUGAUACCAUUCGUAAUAUGGCGAUUAAUAAGGAAGAGUUAUCUAAGAUUUUAUCAGCUUCGGACUCCAUUAGAGCUGAUUUGAUAAAACUUGGUAUAUCAUUAGAUGAUCGUCCUAAUAACUUGCCUGCGCUUGUCAAGUUUUUGAAUGCUAGUGAACAAGAAGAUUUAAUCAACCAGCAGAAGGAAAAGGAACAGGCCUUGUUGGAAAAGGAGAAGAAGAAGCAACUUCAAGCAUUAGCAGCAGAACAGAAGGAGAAGGAAAGAUUGGCUAAAAUGAAGGUUAGCCCUAUAUUAAUGUUCAAAGAUGAGUCUUUGUAUUCAGAGUGGGAUGAAGAAGGUCUCCCAGUCAAGGAUGUCAAAGGGGAAGAGGUCACCAAGAGUAUGAGAAAAAAGCUUGCCAAACAACAGCAACAACAGAAAAAGUUGCAUGAAGAAUAUUUGAAAUCGAACAACUAA